AUGUCACUCCCAUUAUUGAAGAAAUCAGCCAACGAUAUCGUUGUGUUAUCAGCAUUAAGAACUCCAGUCACCAAAAGUAUCAAGGGUGGACUCGCCAAAAUGUUCCCUGAAGAAUUACUUUACCAAGUUGUCAAGGGUUCUAUUGAACGUAGCAAGAUUGAUCCAGAAUUAAUUGAUGAUGUUUUGGUUGGUACUGUUUUACAAACUUUAGGUGGUCAAAAGGCAUCUGCAUUAGCCAUCAAGAAGGUUGGAUUCCCAAUCAAGACUACUGUCAACACUAUCAAUCGUCAAUGUGCAUCCUCCGCCCAAGCUAUAAGUUAUUCUGCUGGUACUUUAUUAACCGGUGAAAACAAAUUUACUAUUGCCGCCGGUGUUGAAUCCAUGACCCAUGAUUAUUUCCCUCAUCGUGGUAUCCCAACCAGAAUAUACGAACCUUUCAAGAAGGACGCCAGUGAAGAAGCCCAAAACGUGUUGAUGCCAAUGGGUCUCACCAGUGAGAAUGUUGUUUCUAAAUAUGGUAUUUCUAGAAAAGCCCAAGAUGAAUUUGCUGUUGCUUCUCAUUUAAAGGCUGCCAAGGCUAUUGAAACUGGCCAUUUUGCUAAGGAAAUCAUUCCUGUUCAAGCCAGACAAUUGGAUGAUUCCAAGACUGAUUUGGUUGAAAUUUCCAAGGAUGACGGUGUUAGAGCCGGUUCUACUUUUGAAAAAUUAUCUACUUUGAAACCAGUUUUCAAAGAAGAUGGUACCACUACUGCCGGUAACUCCUCGCAAAUCUCCGAUGGUGCUUCUGCUGUUAUAUUAACCACCAGAGCCCAUGCCGAACAACUUGGCAUUAAACCAAUUGCUAGAUUCAUUGGUUCUGCCGUUGCUGGUGUCCCAUCUGGAUUAAUGGGUAUUGGUCCAUCCGCAGCCGUUCCUCAGCUUUUGAAAAGAAAGGGACUUGAAACCAAAGAUAUUGAUAUCUUUGAAUUAAAUGAAGCAUUUGCAUCCCAAUCUAUUUACUGUAUAGAUAAACUCGGUCUUGACUACGACAAGGUCAACCCAUACGGUGGUGCCAUUGCCAUUGGUCAUCCAUUGGGUGCCACUGGUGGUAGAGUUACUGCUACUUUACUUAACGGAUUACGAGCACAACAAAAGGAGUUGGGUGUCAUUUCCAUGUGUACAUCCACUGGUCAAGGUUAUGCUGCUGUGUUCGCCAACGAAGCAUAG
Messenger RNA from Spathaspora passalidarum NRRL Y-27907, 1206 nucleotides. RefSeq names its product Pot1-2p (gene POT1-2). The coding region runs from base 1 to 1206 and encodes 401 amino acids. Gene Ontology annotation, molecular function: acetyl-CoA C-acyltransferase activity. Gene Ontology annotation, biological process: phenylacetate catabolic process; fatty acid beta-oxidation. Gene Ontology annotation, cellular component: peroxisome. The record is from RefSeq and is a predicted model, not a curated record. Lineage: Eukaryota; Fungi; Ascomycota; Pichiomycetes; Serinales; Debaryomycetaceae. The transcript has a single exon.